AUGCUAUUGGCACUUCAAUUUAAUUGUACUUUUCUAAAACUAAUCAAAGCUUUUCUUGAUGGUGCUCAUAUAUAUAGUAAUUGCACAAUUCCAAAGUUACAACUUUGGAAGCUUAAAUAG
This is a messenger RNA of Dentiscutata heterogama, 120 nucleotides long. Lineage: Eukaryota; Fungi; Glomeromycota; Glomeromycetes; Diversisporales; Gigasporaceae. The record is from the annotation of a GenBank genome assembly.